AUGAAAUACAAAUGCAACGGAAUCCUGUGCCCCCAGAUCCAUACACUCUUCCUGGCAGUUCCUAUCAAUACAGUACGCAAUGUGAAGAUUACGACCCCGCCUGUUCUGGAUAUACCGUCAACGGGUAUUGUGAUGGAGAUGCGAUUGGUUUUAGUAAUGACUACUUAAUGAAGAUGUGCAAAAAGAGUUGCAACUUAUGCAAGACAGAGCAAGAUUAUACAUCGGGAGGAAUAUGGAUAAAGAGGGACGAAAUUCCAAAACGAACUGAUAAUAUACAAAGGAAGAAGGCCGCAAAUUCAGAAAAUCCAAAAGAAAGAACUAAAAGAGGAAGAAGGAGAGAGAAGAAGAAGCAGGAAAAUGUCAAACCAGUGACGUGAUGUUCCCAUACACUAAGCUACCUCCUCAUAAUGGAGACGGUUUUAGUCAAACCUGAAUAACAGCUACAUUGGGAGCUCUAAAUUAAACCUUUUAAAUAUGGGGAAAGACAAAUACACCGGUUAUACUUAUGUAGCCCUAAGUUACG
Messenger RNA from Pocillopora verrucosa, 523 nucleotides. NCBI's taxonomy places the organism in Eukaryota, Metazoa, Cnidaria, Anthozoa, Scleractinia, Pocilloporidae. The record is from RefSeq and is a predicted model, not a curated record.